CUCAUGAAGAUGCCAUCCAGAUAAAGCAGCAUCUACUGAUCACAAUCAUGCACAGAAGCACAUUCAGGUCAAACAAGUGUGCAUGCGCAUGACAUCAUGUCUGACUGUUGGACAUAUUCUUCAUCAUCUACCCCUCCUAUCACCUACCACCCCUCCCAGACCCCACCUUCCCUCUCCUCCCCCCACUCAUUCAGGAACCAUGGAAAUCCUCCACACGCCAAGGUUACGUCCCCUCACCUCUUCCCCCAGCAGCAGGGAUCCUCUUCCCCUUUCUUCCAUCAGCCUCAGAUAAGCUCCCCUCAGACUCCAUCCCCUCACCCCCCUCCUCCCCAGCUGACCUCCCCUCAGUUUGCUUAUCCUCCUGUCACCUCUCCCCACCUUAUACCCUAUGCUCAGGUGACAUCCCCUCAUCCUGAACAACAGCCACUGAUAACCUCCCCUCACCUCCUCUCCCCAACUCAGCAUGCCCUUUAUCCUGAACUGCAGCCACAGAUAUCCUCCCCUCACCUCUUCUCCUCAUCUCAGCACAACUUCUUCUGCCAGAAUCCCGAUCCAGACUUAGAUCAUUCAAACUGGGCCAAAUGUGAAUCCAACUCUGAACUUUCCUGCCUUCUUAAUGGCAACAGUUUCUCCUACCAGAACCAAACCUCAGCUCAUCUGGAUUUUCAGAACCAGAACCAGUUCAGUUCUGGUUUACCUCAACAUGAAGAUUCCUUGGAGAACACACAUAGAUCUUACGAUGCUCAAACACUUCUUUUCAAUGGUGUGUGCACACAUAGUGACACGUCUAAUCCAGGUGAGGACAGCUGGAGGCACCUGGAGCCAACCGUUUCCCAACUUCAGUGCGCCGCAUUGGACUCCAUAUCUGCAGGAGCCCAUCAAGCUGAUCCAUCUCCCCACAGGCUCUCUGUGGGAGGGUGGAGUGCCACAGAGCUCAACCCGGCUGAAGACUUCUCCAGCACCCAGUUUUUCCAGGAUGGCUACCUGAAUGCUCCGCAGCCUUUCUGUAGCCCCACAACUCCUGGUCCAAGUCCUCAUUACCCUCAAACCCCAGCAGUCUCCAGCCCCAGUCCUCAAAUGCACCCCAGGACAGAGAGAACAGGUUUUCACACCCAGAUAAACAGUGAUCAGACCUCUGAUCCAAGUCAGUACCACCAGCAUCAGACAAGCCAGCGCCUCCUCUCAAGCCAAACAGAGCAGAUGCAGAACCUGACAGGUCUACUUCACACUGCUGGCACGUCUGAGACCAGCUUGUCCACACCAAGACAGGGCCAGCAUGUCAGGAGUGCUGCCCAGUCUAUGAGCCUCUCUACUGGGCUGAACUGGACAGAGGAGUGUGGAGGAGGGAAAGGAGGGAAAGGAGGAGAUGAUAGUCAUGCAGACUGGAACUGGAUGCAAACAGAGCAUACCGCUGAGAGUCUUGACACCAGGCUGCUGUGUAUGGUGUGUAAGCGUGACUUCAGGAGCCUGCCAGCAUUAAAUGGUCACAUGCGUUCACACAGUGGAUUCAGAUCAUCUACAUGCUUGAAAAAGGUCUCUGCCCCAUUGGUUCAGCGCCCAUUCACCAUGGUGCUGCCUGUAUCUGUCCCAGUGAAAUCACGAAGUGUGUCAAAGGCAAGUAGGGGUGGUCAGACAAGAAGCAGCCGCCUCCCUCCAGCUACUGGAAGCACUGCACUCUUCCGCAGCCUGAUGCACCCGCAAGAUGAGGAAGAUGCUGCCAAAGGCAUUAAAGAUGGUGAAAAAAGAGUUGCUUCUUCACCUAACAAAGGCACCCGUCAUUACACCCCUCCACCCAUGCUGUGUCCUCAGAGGGCGGGGCCAGGGUUGUACUGCUCCCUUACCACCAGGAGGCAGCAGAGAGUGCAGACUGUUCAGCUCCACAAUGGAGCCAGGGACCUUGGUGCCAAAGAGACUGCGUUUCUUCCUCCUGGAACACUAACAUCAGGAAUCGUUAAGCCGCAGAUCAAUUUAGGGCGGGGCUUCCAAGCUGAGAUCCCACCGCUACAAGACCAAAAAUAUGCCCACUCUGACUCCCACAAUGCACUGCUACAGUGGACUCCAUGGGAUGAUCUAGAGCGUCCCGUCAAUCAGCACAGAGUGGAAGCUCUGCUUAUGAUGGCUCGAUCCAGCGUGGUCCCAGGAGGUGGAGCCAGCGCAGAGUACACCCUCCAAGUCUUAUCAGAGUGCAAAGGAGACUUUCUGUUGACGGUAGAGAAGCUGCUAUCGACUCCUGAACCCAACAACCACCGUCACCACACAGGUGUGAGCUGGAGUGCAGCAGAGAAAAGGUCACUGGUGAAAUCUCUGCAGCUCCAUCAGAAAGACUUCAGUAGCAUCCAGAAAACUGUUCAAACAAAGUCCCUCUCUGAGUGUGUUGAGUUUUAUUAUCUCUGGAAGAAGAAGCUGAGUCUGAGCACCAAGACAUCAACUAGCCUGACAGUCUCUUUGCCCAACACAAAUGGUCAAAGGUCGUCAAGAUCUCAGGCUGCUUCAUGAACUGUUGGACCGUCGCCCUCUGGAGCUACACACUACUUACCAACACAAGGCUUGAACCAAAACAGCUAAACUGUGUCUGGCUUACUUGUUCACAAAAUCACAAGGCAUGCUCCUAAUUUGAUAAAAACCAUCUCUAAAUCACUAAAUGAGCUGAAAAGGAAAACUCCACCAGGACAACCUUUCACCUUGGGUGUUCUGGUGGACACAACAACAGUCGCCUUGAGGUGUAUAAAUUAAAUUGAAAUCGAAUUGAAAGCUUUACAAUCCGUUCUGCAAACUGUAGCUUUUCUUUUUUCUGUUAUGUCUUUUGACUGUACAAUAUGGUAUUUUAAAUGUAAAUGUGUGUGUGUGUGUUUUAAAUUACUGUCAGUUAAUAAACCCACAAACUA
This is a messenger RNA of Neolamprologus brichardi, 2885 nucleotides long. RefSeq lists its product as uncharacterized. The record is from RefSeq and is a predicted model, not a curated record. Lineage: Eukaryota; Metazoa; Chordata; Actinopteri; Cichliformes; Cichlidae. Gene Ontology annotation, molecular function: transcription corepressor activity. Gene Ontology annotation, biological process: negative regulation of DNA-templated transcription; regulation of transcription by RNA polymerase II. Gene Ontology annotation, cellular component: histone deacetylase complex; transcription regulator complex.